AUGAAGUUCUCAAAUCUCUUAGCUGCUGCAGUCGCUACCUUUGGUCUGGUGCGCUCAGGAUGCAGCCAAAUAGUCAAGCACAGGCCCUCAGAAGGUGCAGGUGUCUCCUAUAGCAUCAAUGUACCUAAGAAUACCUCUUCGACGGGCUCUGGCCCCAUCUUUCUCCAAUUACAGGCACCACCUGGUGUCAAAUGGUUUGCCCUAGGUCAGGGGUCGCAAAUGACAGACGGGAACUUGUUCAUCGUCUAUGCAGCAUCCAGACACAAUGUCACCUUGUCCACUCGGAGGGCAACCGGUCAUGUGCAACCUCUUUAUGACCCGAGUAUCGAGGCAUAUCUUCUUGACGGCUCUGGUAUCCACGACGGGGUCAUGACCGCUAACAUCCGUUGUGAUAACUGCACAACUCUUGCUAAUGGAGAGAGUGCACUGGGCAAUUCCAGCUCCUGGAUGUGGGCCCUGACGCAUGGCCCUCCGAUGAUGUCCAGCAACGUAUCCCAGCUGUUAUACCAACAUGACUGGCACGGCACUUUCACCCUGAAUACCACUUGGGCUGUUGGGGGCAACAAUACCAACCCCUUCGUUGUCCCGAUGGCAACCAUGCACGAGCUGUCGGCAUACACUCACCAGCAGCAAGUCAGCGAUACCAUUCUUCAUAAGAAACGAAUCGCCCAUGGCGUGAUGACUUCAGUGGCCUUCGUCCUUCUCUUCCCCAACUUCGCUCUUCUUUUGUACAUCGUCCCUUCUCGGCGUACAGUACCGUGGAUUCAUGCUCCUCUGCAGCUUUUUGCUGUGCUCCUAGCGUUAGCUGGGUUUGGGGUCGGUGUCUCUGUCUCCAAAGAUCUGCAGGAGAUUGGAGGCUACCACCCGGUCAUCGGUUAUGUGGCGGUUGGGGGUGUUGUUUUGAUCCAGCCAAUACUGGGCAUCAUGCAACAUCUCCACUUCCGCAAGACAGGAACAAGUUCGCUAUAUGGCGUCUCCCAUCGUUACCUAGGACGAUUUUUCGCGGCCCUGGGAGUCAUCAAUGGCGGAGUAGGGUUUCAUUAUGCCACUGCCAAAAAUCCUGAUAUUCCUCCGGCUUCCCCUAUUGCUUAUGGCAUAAUAUGUGGGUCAAUGUUCAUCAUCUACGUCUCCGUCAUCUUUUGGAGGAGAUCGAAGUCGGCAUCCAAGACCUCGAGGUUUAGUUUACCCUUCUUCCGACGGCGACAAGAGAAACCGCCGAUCGCCAAACUCGAAAAUAACAGCGACAGCACACUUUGUGGAAGUGGAGUUGUUGAGACGUCACGGGAGAAGUCAUGGUUGCCAUGA
Molecule: messenger RNA, 1305 nt
Organism: Aspergillus vadensis CBS 113365
Lineage: Eukaryota; Fungi; Ascomycota; Eurotiomycetes; Eurotiales; Aspergillaceae
Product: cytochrome and DOMON domain-containing protein
Exons: 2
Coding region: 1-1305 (434 amino acids)
Source: RefSeq, a predicted model, not a curated record